AUGGUCCUGUUGGAACCGUCGGUCGACUCCAUCCGAAUAUUACUCAGAGUAUGUGAAGGCUACGCUCUACAGCAUGGUCUUAAAUAUAAUGCGAGUAAAAGUGAGGUACUUAUAUUUAAGGCGAAAAAAUAUAACCCAAACACCCUGCCAAAGAUCAUGCUGGGGGGCGAGCCUCUUAAAAUAGCAAAACAGUUUAAGUAUUUGGGCCACAUGCUAACUGAGGAACUGAAUGACGAUUGCGAUCUGGAGAGGGAAAGAAGGGCGUUGGCAGUGAGGGGCAAUAUGCUUGCCCGCAGGUUUGCACGUUGUAACAAUCAAGUCAAGUUGACACUUUUUAAAGCAUAUUGUCAAACUUUUUACACGUGCAGCCUGUGGGUAAGCUUUACUCAGAGGUCCUAUAACACAUUAAGGGUGCAGUACAACAACAUCCUCAGGAUGCUUCUGAGGCUGCCAAAGCACUGCAGUGCAUCAGGCAUGUUUGCCGAGGCACGGGCGGAUGACUUUUUCGCCAUAAGGCGGAAAAGAAUUGCCUCGAUGCUCAAGCGAGUGCGUGGCAGCAGCAACUGUAUGCUGAGGGUGUUGGCGGAGCGCCUGGACUGCCCGCUAACAAAGUACUGGGUUGAUGUGGUCAUUGGUAGAACCAAGUAG
Molecule: messenger RNA, 648 nt
Organism: Cydia pomonella (codling moth)
Lineage: Eukaryota; Metazoa; Arthropoda; Insecta; Lepidoptera; Tortricidae
Exons: 1
Coding region: 1-648 (215 amino acids)
Source: RefSeq, a predicted model, not a curated record